Harpia harpyja (harpy eagle) is the source of this 3143-nucleotide messenger RNA. It is a transcript of the gene SAMD7, whose product is annotated as sterile alpha motif domain containing 7. The coding region runs from base 264 to 1895 and encodes 543 amino acids. The transcript is spliced from 9 exons. Gene Ontology annotation, molecular function: protein binding. The record is from RefSeq and is a predicted model, not a curated record. NCBI's taxonomy places the organism in Eukaryota, Metazoa, Chordata, Aves, Accipitriformes, Accipitridae.
UUGUAUUUAAAGUAAAGUCAGCGUUAGUUAAGGCAGUUUUUGACAUGUUAAUCUUGAUGUGUUUUAAAAGCUGUCAAUCACAUUACUGAGGCAGCUUGAAAGGAAGACUUAUAGUGAAGGCACAUACUUUUGGAUGUUCACGGUGUCUUCAUUUUACCCAAAACUAAGGUCUUCACAAUAGAUUUCUGAAUGUCUUAUUCUUUUAUUUGGGCCUCCUGAUUCAGUUCUUUACAACAGAAAAGUUGUUGCUGUCCCUUUGAAGCAUGACUCCACGGGAUCACAUGAGAAAAAUGUCUAUCCUAGGAGAACAAGGAACACUAGAAGAAAAGCACUUAUACCGAUUAGCAAGUGGCAUGGCAGCAGGAGAACUGCGGCAGCGGCAAGAGAUGCUAAUGAGAAAUCAGUUGAUGGCAGUAAACCCUCAGCUAAUGGGCGCAGGCCAGCAGAGAAUGCAGGCAAUUCCCUCCCAGUUUGAGCCUCGACUGGUAGACAGAGAUCUGUUGCCUUCAACUGAAAUGAUGGCGUCAGCUGAUCCAAGACAAAUCCAUAUUGCGUCACACCUUGGACCCACAGUCCCACAGCACGCAAACAUGCCAAACAUAUUGUCCAACCGUGUUUACCCAGGCCCAGGAUAUAGCUUUCUGCAACCAGAAUCCAUGGAAGCUGUGGCCAGGAGACAGGAACUGGUUCAAAAGCAAAAUAUUGCCAGAAUGGAAAUGGAGAUGAGUGCUAUUUUUCAGCAAAAAGAAAUGGAGAAAGCUCAUCGGAAAGGGCUACUGGGCCUGGAAGCACCUUUCCUUUACCAUGGGAUGCCAGCUAGUCCCAUCGCUUUCCGUGGCAGGCACAGACUACCUGAAGGCCAUCUUCCCAGCGACUUAUAUGUUCAUCGUACCACCCUUGAUGAAAUUCAUGGCAACACUAUGCUCAUGGCAACCAGCCCAUACCCUCCAGUCAGCACUUUGCAAAGGGAGAGGGCACGUCGACCAGGGAGGAGAGCUGGAAAUCACAAAACUGCAGACUGUAGUGCCAAUGGCACAAAGAACCAAGCUGAUGACAAAACUACGGACCCUGCUUCAGCUGCAGCGGAUGAUGAGAAAGAAGACAAGAAAGAAGCAGAGGUGGAGACACCAAACAAACAUGAACAAAGCAAAAACCAGACUGAGCCAUCUGCAGUUGCCAAAAAUUGUAAAGAGUUUGAACAAGGCUUGAGAAAAAACUGUGCUACUCAUGAAAUUUCUACUGAAACCAACAGCUGCAGCAACACAAAUGAGAAGGAAUCUAAUAGCUCCUGUGCUGCUUUUGAUGAGAAGUACAUGUACCCUUCUGCAAUCCCAUUCUCAGCAUUGCCAUACGGAUUUCCAGUACCCAGCAACCCAUUGCUACCUUCAGGAGCACAAGGCCUGAUCCUAAAUGGAGAAGACAUUUCUUCCAUUGAAGACAUUCGCAAGUGGACUGUUGAUGAUGUAUACAACUUCAUCGUUAGCCUUCCAGGCUGUUCAGAUUAUGCCCAGAUAUUUAAAGACCACGCUAUUGAUGGAGAAACCCUCCCACUGCUAACAGAGGAACAUCUCCUGGAUACAAUGGGAUUAAAACUCGGACCAGCAUUGAAAAUCCGCUCUCAGGUGUCCCGACGUUUGGGCAAUGUGUUCUACAUGAUGAAUCUUCCUUUGUCCGUGCCCCUGCCACCUGCUCCAGGCAAACCCUCAGAUCAGCCCUCCGACAUAGCCUCCCCUCUUCACUGCAAUAGCAGUGGCGAUACGCUGGAUAGUCCCUGCUCUCAGGACCCAGAAACUUCAAAAGCAGCGGAACAGAUCGUUUCAGAAAGCAGGGAAAACCCAUGUGACACAGCUGGAUCUCAGGCUGACUUCCAGAUGAUCACUUUUCAGAAAAGUUGAGCUGAGUCUAGGACAUAAACUAUUUUUAAUAAUACAGGAACCUCUAGUUACAGUGUUUGAGAAGAUAGCUACAGUCUGAAACCUCUGUAUGACGGGGGCUGAGUGAAAUAAUCUGCAAAUGUAGCAUGAGGAAGUAUGGUAUCUGAAAAGCAUUUAAAAAAUGCAACUACAUAUUAGUGCAAUUACUUUCAAGUGCAAUUCAUUGAAAAGAAUACUAGUACAGUUAACAGAUAAAUCUAAUUUUCCACUGAAGUCCAGUGUGAUCACUGAAAUCUGUCAGAGACUCAGUGCAUUGUCUGUCUUACAGCGUGUACCUGCUGAGAAACUACAAGGAAAAGUUACAGCUUCCACACAUAGCUGACUUCUGCAGAAAAUUUAGACGGAAUUCACUGGGAGAGUAUGGAAUUACCUGCAGAAUGUAGAGAAAUACACCCUAGACUCAACAAUUUGAGUUAAUUCCAUUGCUAUUCUAGAACUAAGCCUUUCUAAGUGCCUGGUAAGGGUAUACAGGGUAUAGACGAGACACAUGCAUUAAACCCUGGACAUGAAUUUACAGUGUGUAACGGCAAUUUUAAUUAUUCCGAGGCAUUCUUAUCGAUGGGGUUUGAAUUUGCUUUGCGUGAUUGCACAGCUGAGCUGAGUUUAGGAGGAAGCAUGAGCAGACUCCGCCAUGAAGACCAGUCACUGGGUCAGUAACGUUCCUGCAGGCAGCAGGCUCAAAGCCACCCGGCUCCUGCCAACCUCUGCGGCAGCACCCUUCCCCUCAGGUCACCUGGGCAAGCCAUGGAAAGCCCUUCACUCAGCAGCAUGCUCAGUGUUCUUCAUUUUGGAAGAGGCCACCAAUGCUAGCCUGAAAGCUCCCCUUUCUCUGCAAAAAUACGAUUUCCCCUCACUUCUGCCACUGACGAUUCAUUACCUCACAGCAAACAAGAACCACAAAAUAGAGGUUUUAGCUAGGGAUAAAGCCCCAGCAUUUUAUUGUGAUCCCUGUGUGGAUUAUCUUUGUUCCCUCUUUAGGGGUUUGGUCACACACUGGUCUUCCGCUGAGGCUUUGGAAGUCAGUAUACUACAGUGCUGUCUUCCACUCUCUUCCUUGCAAGAACACUUCUUUACUCCAAAGAACACACAAAUUAUUUUUGAUAAAAUUAAUUUCUGUAAAUUGAGGGUUGAUAGAUUGUGGAUCUGCUGUAUAUUGCUACUUUAGAUUCUCUCCCCUUAGUUUAGUUUGUGUGGCCUCAAGUACUUAAA